CACCACCUUCUCCUCUACCUCCAAUGACGCCCAUGUUCGCCUUCAACCAUGACCAGCACUCUCCCGCCCAUCGUCCAGGCCGUCUCUGGCGCCGUUGGUAGCGCGUUCGCUAACGCCCUCACGUAUCCUCUGGAUCUGGCUACGACGCGACAGCAGCUGCACCGUAAACGAAAAGGCACCAGCGGACUGUACGACGGAAUACGUAUUCUUGUGCAUAUUAUAAGACGAUAUGGCUUGACUGCCCUAUACGACGGUAUAAUGACCGAUACCAGCGCAUCUCUUGUCUCCAAUUUCUGCUACUAUUACAUCUACACUUUUCUUCGAAAUUCCGUUCUUCGCUAUCGCUAUAAUGAUACCAAAGCCAAGAUAUCCCUUCCGAUGUUGCAAGAGCUUUUUCUCGGUUUCAUCGCAGGCGUCGCUUCUCGUGCGGUGUCGAUGCCGUUGAAUCUCAUUACCCUACGCCUGCAAGCUGAGCGCGACGCCGACGAUGACGACGAUGACGGAGACACUGAUGAAGCUCAAGAUGUGGGUUUGUCAUCGGUCAUCAAGUUCAUUUAUAGUGAACACGGGCUUUUUGGGUUUUGGCGAGGUUUCCAUACGACUAUACUAUUAUCACUCAAUCCCUCCAUAACACUCGCCGUCUUUCAGUUCUACAGAAGAGUUGUAGCUAGAUUAUCUCGCUCCCGGUCGUCUACAAUCAAGCCAAAUCCUAAGGAAGCUUUCAUUGGCGGAGCGGUGUCCAGUUCUAUUGCCGUGGCGAUCCUCUAUCCGCUUAUCCUCGCCAAACUCAGAUUACAAGCCCAACGCAAGACAACUUCUGCCAGUUCCGCGGCCACCUUGGGUUCCAUACUUCUCGACGCGUUGAAGAGCCCAGGCGGUUUAUAUCAAGGUUUAGAGAUGCAGAUUUCCAAAGGUUUUUUGGGCCAGGGUGUCUCAUUCCUGGUAAAAGAGAGGAUCGAACAAUUUGUUAUCCAAUCUUAUCUAAGUCGUCGUCGAAGCCAUGGAAAACCAGAUGCAGCAUAAUUAGUGUCCGCUGUUUACAAUGUUAGUUAAGACUCGCAAGAAUUCUCAACAGUUGAUGAAUCUGUAUGUUGCCGCCAUAUUAUAAGCGUCCGAUAUGGUGUAACGGCU
Messenger RNA from Desarmillaria tabescens, 1131 nucleotides. RefSeq names its product mitochondrial carrier domain-containing protein. Lineage: Eukaryota; Fungi; Basidiomycota; Agaricomycetes; Agaricales; Physalacriaceae. The transcript has 5 exons. Bases 49 to 1023 code for a protein of 324 amino acids. Gene Ontology annotation, molecular function: ADP transmembrane transporter activity. The record is from RefSeq and is a predicted model, not a curated record. Gene Ontology annotation, biological process: transport. Gene Ontology annotation, cellular component: membrane.